Molecule: messenger RNA, 1272 nt
Organism: Penicillium alfredii
Lineage: Eukaryota; Fungi; Ascomycota; Eurotiomycetes; Eurotiales; Aspergillaceae
Exons: 1
Coding region: 1-1272 (423 amino acids)
Molecular function (GO): glycosyltransferase activity
Source: RefSeq, a predicted model, not a curated record
AUGACCUUAAUUGCAUCCAUGUCAGCCUCUAAUACCAAGAUGGAAUAUCCUCUUCCAUCCGGGAUGCACGUCGUUCCCUCUGAGCAGCUCGACCUACGCCCCGACGCAGACAUCGACGUCGACCUGCUCCAUCCGCCGCCCGUAACAGGGGUCAAGAACAUCUGGUUUUUCUGGCACUCCGGCUACGCGAGCAUGCACCCAUACACACAGCGCACAGUGCGAGCAUGGCACCGCCGCUUCACCAAACAAGGCUGGAUAGUACGGAUCACAGACCGACAACCAGGGUCAAAAGGCAAUAUCGCGAAUUUCGUCGAUGUCACCGACUCUACCCUCUUCCCAGAGGCCUUCACCAAGGGGACCCUAACGGGCCCCUACGCACGCCAGCACACCUCAGACCUUGUGCGCUGGCCGCUGCUCCUCCGGUACGGCGGCGUGUACGCAGACGUGGGAAUGAUGCAGAUAGGCGAUCUCGACGGACUCUGGCACGCGACAAUCGCCAACCCGGACUCGCCUUACGAGAUCCUCUCCUACGCGCCUAGUGGCGCGGCCCAUUAUAGCCUGUGCAACUAUUUCCUGGCAGCGCUGCCCGACAAUGCACUCUUUGCGCGCUGCCAUCGUCUGCUGCUUGCUCUGUGGAGUGUUGACGGCAACAGGACCACCACCGAGGGGAUGCAUGCCAACCCGCUGCUGCGUGGGGUACCCCUGAUGGGAGGCGAGUUCACGAUCACGGAGGACGAUGGGACGUUUAUCGGGCCGGACGAGGUGAGCCGGAUGCUGACGGACUAUAUCAUCCAAGGACAGGUGGCUACGGCGGUGAUGGGGCUGGUUGAUGCGGAGAGUAAUUGGGAUGGGCCGGCGUAUUGCAUGGAGCAUUUCUAUGCAAUUGAGUUUAUGGAGGGGUCGCAGCUCGUCAAUGAGUUGACGGCCUGGAAUGGACAGAAGGCUUUUGAUCUGCUGUCGCUAUCUUUACCGGAAGAUGGGGAGAAGGAAGACGAAUCACAGCAACAACGACAGGCCCGCGAGAUUGUCGAGGCUUGUUUAUCACGCAGCUUUGGGUUCAAGCUGGCGCAUGGUCUUAUCCUGCGCGUCAACCGGGUCACUCUCGGCUCGCUGUGGCGGGAUAACCCCGGUUCUGAUGUUGUGCCCGGCACAUAUGCUGCCUGGCUUCGACAUGGGAUUGCCUACUGGUGUCCAGAUACAAUACCGGAUCGAGUGGCGCUUCCGUUGCUCCCUCCUACGAAGGUUGGGCGAUUACUCGAGGAUACAGAAUAA